Mus musculus (house mouse) is the source of this 4823-nucleotide messenger RNA. It is a transcript of the gene Lrrfip2, whose product is annotated as leucine rich repeat (in FLII) interacting protein 2. Gene Ontology annotation, biological process: regulation of DNA-templated transcription; positive regulation of canonical NF-kappaB signal transduction. Lineage: Eukaryota; Metazoa; Chordata; Mammalia; Rodentia; Muridae. The transcript has 30 exons. The record is from RefSeq and is a predicted model, not a curated record. Bases 970 to 3216 code for a protein of 748 amino acids.
UGAAGAACAUGCCUACGAUUUGGGUCUGUGUGUUUGUGUGUGUGCGCGCGUGUGUGUGAUGUGUACAGGUCUCACUGUGAUAAUUCAAACUCCUUUGCCCUGCCACAGGUUCCAGGGUACCCGGGACAACAGGUGUAUAGCAUCAUACCUGAUUUUAUGCUGGGAAUGGCACCCAAGGUUACAGAUAUGCUAAGUAAGCACCCUAUUACCUGCGCUACAGCCUCAGGUGGAAAUCUCUUUAAAAACAGGUAUUUUCAUUUCGUUCAGCCACACCCACCCUCCACAUCCUUUCCCACAGACUGCGCGCCAGGUGCCUCACUCACCCAAAACCUCCCACCAGACCGCUUUGAGGCCACCUGGCUAAGUACGGUUACGAAACGCUCAGAUACCAACGCUCGGGACCAGGCCCGGCUUGAGCCAGUGCGUGUCGAGCGUGUCUCCCUCCCCGUCACCCGCGAGCCCUGCGCUCCGCGGUCCAGCCAGUAGCCUCCGAGCCGCGCGCGUCCGCUACCCCGCCGCCUGCCACAAGUACUUCCGGGUGAGCGGGUCGCCGGCCGGUGGCCCCGCCCCUCUGCCCCGCCACCGCCGCAGCUGCAGCCGCUGCUCGGGCUGCGGCUCGUCCCGGGUCGCGUUCGCUGUGUCGGCCGCGGGGCGAAGGGCGCGCUCAGUGUGACUCCACGACCGGCCGCGGCGCGAGGAGCCCUUCUUUUUGUCUCCCUGCGGCCCGCGGGGUGGACGGUGCGGGGGGGUGCAGAGUGUGGCCGGCGCUCUCCUCUCCCGGCUCCCGGGCGGCCGCUCCGGCCCUUCCGGGCGGCGCCGCAGCCUCAUCCCGCGCCACACGCAGAUGUGGGAAGACAAAUGAAGGGAUUUAGAAGCCAAGUAAAUGUCAUUGGGAAGGAGAGCUACCACCACUGAGUGCUGAACAGUAAACUCAUUUUUCAGAGUUAAAAAAUUAUUUAAAAAAACAAGAUGGGGACUCCUGGUUCUGGAAGGAAAAGAACGCCGGUAAAAGAUCGAUUUUCUGCAGAAGAUGAAGCUUUGAGUAACAUCGCCAGAGAGGCAGAAGCAAGGCUAGCAGCAAAGCGGGCCGCCAGGGCAGAAGCAAGAGACAUCCGCAUGCGGGAACUGGAACGACAGCAGAGAGAGCCUUCUCAUCAUCAUUCCUUUGACCGGAAAUGGGGAGAGAUUCACAAGUGGCUGGAAGAUUCAGAAAGGGCCAGGUACUCUCACCGGUCUGGUCACCGCCGUCCUUACCUGGGAGUUGAGGAUACAUUGUCUCUUCGGAGCCUUGGCAGUCACAGGAGUUCAUCGAAGGAUAUUACUGGAACACACUGGAGCAGAGCCAGUACGCCCAAGAGGAGAGACAUGAUGUAUGAUACCAUCAAGGACAGACCAUCAAGAGUUUCGUCAUUAAAUCAUUCUUACAGUCACACCCAUGGGACGAAGAAGCGAUCCUCUAGUUCUUAUAAAGAUCCACUGAGUGGCCUCUACUUUGACCAGAGAAACUAUAGCAGUCUUAGACAUAGCAAACCUGCCUCUACCUACUAUUUACGGUCUUCUUCCCUGUGCAGUGAGCCGAUGGGGACACCCAAGAGUCAGAGCAGGGCCUCCCCUACUGUAACUUCUGGUCUGCUGAGGAGUACCAGUCUGGCAUCUCUGUAUGAUGGCGGAUUAUAUAACCCUUAUGGUUCUCGAACUCCGUCCGAAUACAGUUACUACUCAUCCAGGGCAAGUUCCUCCAGAAGCAGUCCUGUGCCCAUCGAUGAUGAUACCGCAAGCAUUGUGUCUUCUGAUCGUGCCAGUCGUGGGCGAAGGGAGAGUGUGGUGAGCAUGGUUUCUGCUGCUGAUUACUUUAGUCGCUCCAAUCGUAGGGGAAGCGUUGUCUCUGAGGUGGAUGAUGCCGGCAUCUCAGACUUGACUAGCUUGGAUGAAAAAUCUGACAAACAGUAUGCUGAAAACUACACAAGACCUUCAUCUCGAAAUUCUGCCUCGGCUACAACGCCUCUAAGUGGGAACUCAUCCAGACGGGGUAGUGGGGACACCAGCAGCUUAAUAGACCCAGACACCUCACUGAGUGAACUGCGGGACAUCUAUGACCUGAAGGACCAGAUUCAUGAUGUAGAAGGGCGGUACAUGCAGGGCCUUAAGGAACUGAAGGAGUCUUUGUCUGAAGUAGAAGAGAAAUACAAGAAAGCCAUGGUGUCCAAUGCACAACUAGACAAUGAGAAGAACAAUCUGAUCUACCAGGUGGACACCCUCAAGGAUGUCAUUGAAGAGCAGGAGGAGCAGAUGGCAGAGUUUUAUAGAGAGAACGAAGAGAAGUCAAAGGAGUUAGAAAGGCAGAAACACAUGUGCAGCGUGCUGCAGCAUAAGAUGGAUGAACUCAAAGAAGGCCUUCGGCAGAGGGACGAGCUCAUCGAGGAGAAUCAGCGCCUCCAGCAGAAAGUAGACACCAUGACAAAAGAGGUGUUUGACCUCCAAGAGACCCUGCUCUGGAAAGAUAAAGCACUUGGGGCCCUAGAGAAACAGAAAGAACACAUUGCCUGCCUCAGGAAUGAGCGAGAUGUGCUCAGAGAGGAGCUGGCUGACCUGCGGCAGACAGUGACGACAGCAGAGAAACAUGGCUUAGUUAUAAUCCCAGACAGCACUCCCAAUGGUGAUGUCCAUCAUGAGCCUGUGGUUGGAGCCAUUACUGCUGUGUCUCAGGAAGCUGCUCAGGUCUUGGAGUCAGCAGGAGAAGGGCCACUAGAUGUGAGGCUACGAAAGCUUGCUGGAGAAAAGGACGAGCUCUUGUCACAGAUUAGAAAACUGAAGCUCCAGUUAGAGGAAGAACGGCAGAAGUGUUCCAGGAAUGAUGGCAUGUCCGGGGACCUGGCAGGACUGCAGAACGGCUCAGACUUGCAGUUCAUCGAGAUGCAGAGAGAUGCCAAUAGACAAAUUAGUGAAUACAAAUUCAAGCUUUCGAAAGCAGAACAAGACAUAGCUACCUUGGAACAAAGUAUCAGCCGGCUUGAGGGGCAGGUGCUGAGGUACAAAACUGCUGCUGAGAAUGCAGAGAAAAUUGAAGAUGAGCUGAAAGCAGAAAGGAGGAAGCUACAGCGAGAGCUACGGACGGCACAGGACAAGAUAGAGGAGAUGGAGAUGACCAACAGCCACCUGGCUAAGCGGCUAGAGAAGAUGAAAGCCAACAGGACAGCCCUUCUAGCCCAGCAGUAGGAGGCGGCCCUUCUACCUGGGUGCUGCUGAGGACCUUGCCGGGAGAUGCUGACUCUUUUGUACAUUGACACAAGCCCCUUCAAGUACUGUUUUGAGUCUUGUCAUUAAACAGCCACCUUUGUAUUUUAUAAUUUAUGAGAAUGAAGCAGGUUUAAUCGUUAAUGGAUUUGGAUUUUGUUUGUAGUUCACUUCUACAGUGAGAACUAGUCUGUGCUGUCUUUAUUUUCAACAUUCUAGAAUCACGUUUUCUCACCAUCUUCUUCCUGCCGCCUCGCUGACAGAGGCACUGGGUGGCCUUGCUGUGGGUUCUGGAGGAUGGCCAUUCUGAGCACUGAGACACUUGCUGGAGACCUCAAAAACCCAAGUGCCUUCUCCAAAGUGUGAUGCAGGCUUCAGAGACCAAUGGCCAAGGUUCCUCCUCUUCUUACCAGAGUGUUUACAUUUCAGUGAGGAUGUGUUCAGCAGUGGGGAGUCUGUUUCACUCAAAUUUAUGUUUGGAGGAAAAACCUUUUUUUUUUUUUGAGGGUAAGAUAUUUAAAUUAUAUAAAAGUUUUAGAAAACAAUAUGGGGAGUGUAUAUUAAACUUUGCUACAUGGGGCAGAGCAAGUCCAAGCCUGUACUCCAAAGACUAGGCUCCUCAGUCUUCACACCCACUGUGCUGUUCCGUGCGUUUUCAUCUGCUGCUUACCUGUGAAUGAAGCCUCAGACAAGCUCAAGGGAGGAGGGAGGGACAGUGCAGGCAGGCAGGGAAUCCGCCUGAAUCUACCUACUAAAACACACCUUUCUGCCAUCCACGAUUGGCUGAGGGCAGUCGAUGUUAAAGAAGCCUUUAGGACAAGUCAUGGCUACCAUGUACAGUCUUGCUCUUCUUUUCUCAAGAUGAGAUACUCUGGGAUACAGAACUUUCUUCUAGUUUUUUGAGAGAAAGGAUCGAUGUAGCCCGGCUGGCCUCCACCUCACAAUCAUCCUCAUUGGGCCUCUUUGAGUGCUGGGAUUCCAGGCAGGUACUUUCAUACCUGGUUCCAGAAUAUAAAGUCCUUAAGAACUUUCAUCUUUAAAGAGCCCAGUUCAAGAUACCCCUGCCCCUGCUGUAACCACUUUAUAGGGUUUGUGAUUCUCAUUUGUCAGAAUCAAGGUGGUUUCAUGGGAAUGAUUACUAUAGCUCAAAGUGUUUACAGAAACUAUAUUGAGGAAAAAAUCUAAUGAAUCAAAGCCUCUUAAUAAAUCUAGCCUUGGAACUAGAUAAUAAAAUUAACUCAAAAGUGAAUGAUAAUUGUCCCUUUUUUAGAGUCACUAGCCCUUCACUUUAAGGAUAUGGAAACUACAUCCUGAGCUGAGAAGAUCCUGUGCAUCUUCUAAUAGAAGCAACAAUUGUAUGGGCAGGAAUGCAGAUCUCUUAUCGUUUCUCAGCUACAAUCUGGUCAUCCAGCUCUUCACACCUAGAAGGCACCUCUUCCUUUCCACUGACGUCACUCAGCCUGAAUUCCUCCUGGGCUCCUGAACCUUCCCUCUGAGGAGCCCCUGCUUGGCCCUAGCCCUUGUUUUAGUCUAUUCAAUUGAAAUGGCUCUAUUUCUUCAUUAAGAUAAAUUGUUUUCUUUUAACCUUC